AUGACGCUAGCUUACUGGAAUAUUCGUGGACGUGCCCAGCCCAUUCGCCUCCUGUUGGAGUACACUGGUACCAAGUACCAGGAAAAGUUCUAUGUCUGUGGUGAAGCUCCUAACUAUGAUAUAAGCAGCUGGUUAAAUGAAAAACACAAACUUGAAAUGGACUUUCCCAAUUUACCUUACCUGCUGGACGGAGACAGGAAGAUUGUGCAGAGCAUGGCCAUAAUGAGAUACAUCGCUCGUAAGCACAAUAUGUGUGGCGAGACGGAGGAUGAAAAGGUCCGAGUGGACAUUCUGGAGAACCAGGCUGCAGACUUUAUAACUGGUUUUGUGAGGAUUUGUUACUCUGACUUUGACAAAAUGAAGCCAGGGUACCUGAAAAGUCUUCCAGGAGGGCUGCAGCAGUUCUCUGGUUUCUUGGGAGACAAGAAGUGGUUUGCUGGUGACAAGAUCACCUAUGUGGACUUCGUCAUGUAUAAUCUGUUGGAUGUGCACAAGAUGUUUCAACCUUCUUGCCUGGACGACUUUAAGAACCUCAAAGAAUUUUUGGACCAUUUUGAGGCUCUGGAGAAGAUUGCUGUCUACAUGAAAUCAAGCAAAUACAUAAAGGCUCCUGUCAACACCAAGAUGGCUAAAUGGGGGAACAAGAAGGAGUGAAAAAUCAUUCCUUUAUUCAACAGAGAAAUAUUUGAGUUGAAAUUUUCACAAGUACUGGCAUAUUUACAGUAGUAUAUAUAUAGUGUAUUUGUUAUGUUGCUUAUGAAAUCUUCAUCAUUUUACCUUCACAAGAUGAUUUGAGUCCUUUCUGAACCCAUUUUUAGUUUCUGAAUUAUGAAAAAUAAUGUACUUAAUUUGUGAAGAUGUGGAGGUAGAAAUAUUAAACAUGACUAACUACAUUGUCCUUUUUUCUAACU
Molecule: messenger RNA, 911 nt
Organism: Nothobranchius furzeri (turquoise killifish)
Lineage: Eukaryota; Metazoa; Chordata; Actinopteri; Cyprinodontiformes; Nothobranchiidae
Product: glutathione S-transferase Mu 1
Biological process (GO): glutathione metabolic process
Molecular function (GO): glutathione transferase activity
Source: RefSeq, a predicted model, not a curated record